Messenger RNA from Trichechus manatus latirostris (Florida manatee), 4654 nucleotides. RefSeq names its product zinc fingers and homeoboxes 3 (gene ZHX3). Lineage: Eukaryota; Metazoa; Chordata; Mammalia; Sirenia; Trichechidae. The transcript is spliced from 2 exons. Gene Ontology annotation, biological process: regulation of transcription by RNA polymerase II. Gene Ontology annotation, molecular function: DNA binding; DNA-binding transcription factor activity, RNA polymerase II-specific. Gene Ontology annotation, cellular component: nucleus. The coding region runs from base 146 to 3190 and encodes 1014 amino acids. The record is from RefSeq and is a predicted model, not a curated record.
UAAGGAAAAGCUGCUUUCUGCAAACAACUGAAAAAGCUGCCCUUGGAAACAGUUUCUUUGGCCCUCAUGGUGCAGCGGGAGCUGAGACUGUGAAACCUUUGCUGGGACGAGCUCUCAAGGCUGAGCACCCAGAGCGAUCGUUGCCAUGGCCAGCAAGAGGAAAUCCACCACGCCGUGCAUGAUCCCCGUGAAGACAGUGGUACUGCAGGAUGCCAGUGUGGAGGCCCAGCCCAUGGAGGCUUUGCCUGAAGGGCCCCAGCAGGAUUUGCUCCCUGAAGUGCCUGCUGCUAGUAGCGAGGCAGCCCAGAACACCAGCAGCACCAACAGCACUACGUUGGCCAAUGGGCAUCGGAGCACAUUGGAUGGGUACUCCUAUUCCUGUAAAUACUGUGACUUCAGAUCCCAGGACAUAACCCAAUUUGUGGGACAUAUGAACUCAGAGCACACAGACUUUAAUAAAGACCCAACUUUUAUAUGCACUGAAUGCAAUUUUCUGGCAAAAACCCCCGAAGGGCUUUCCCUGCACAACGCCAAGUGUCACUCGGGGGAAGCCAGCUUUGUGUGGAAUGUGGCCAAGCCAGACAAUCAUGUAGCUGUGGAGCAGAGCAUCCCCGAGAACACCAGCACUCCUGACCUACUUGGGGAGCCCAAUGCUGAAGGGACCGAUGGACAGGCUGAAAUCAUCAUUACCAAAACUCCAAUCAUGAAGAUAAUGAAAGGCAAAGCUGAAGCCAAAAAAAUUCAUACGCUCAAGGAGAACGUCCCCAAUCAGCCCGUUGGUGAGGCCUUACCAAACCCUUCAGCUGGGGAAACAGAGGUGAAAGAGGGUGAUAACUCCAUCAAUGGGGCAGUUCCAGUUAGCCAGGCAUCUGCCAGCUCGGCAAAACCCCCCCAUGCAGCCAACGGGCCCCUGAUAGGAACAGUUCCGGUUUUGCCGGCUGGUAUAGCACAGUUCCUCUCCCUCCAGCAGCAGCCCCCAGAGCAUGCCCAGCAUCAUACCCACCAGCCACUGCCCACGUCCAAGUCCCUGCCCAAAGUGAUGAUCCCCCUGAGCAGCAUUCCGACGUACAAUGCGGCCAUGGACUCCAACAGCUUCCUGAAGAACUCUUUCCACAAGUUCCCUUACCCAACCAAAGCCGAGCUCUGCUAUUUGACUGUGGUGACCAAGUACCCAGAAGAACAGCUCAAGAUCUGGUUCACAGCCCAAAGGUUGAAGCAAGGUAUCAGCUGGUCCCCUGAGGAGAUUGAGGAUGCCCGGAAAAAGAUGUUCAAUACAGUCAUUCAGUCUGUUCCUCAGCCCACAAUCACUGUUUUAAAUACCCCCCUGGUGGCCAAUGCUGGCAAUGUCCAACAUCUCAUCCAGGCUGCGCUACCAGGUCAUGUUGUGGGACAGCCAGAGGGCACAGCAGGGGGACUUCUGGUCACUCAGCCACUGAUGGCCAAUGGGUUGCAAGCAACGAGUUCAUCUCUCCCCCUAGCAGUCACAUCUGUCCCCAAACAGCCCACCGUUGCACCUGUUAACACUGUGUGUUCAAAUACGUCAUCGGCUGUGAAGGUGGUGAACACGGCCCAGUCACUCCUCACAGCGUGCCCCAGCAUAACUUCCCAAGCCUUCCUUGAUGCUAGCAUCUACAAAAAUAAGAAAUCUCAUGAACAGCUGUCAGCUCUGAAAGGUAGCUUCUGUCGGAACCAGUUCCCCGGACAGAACGAAGUGGAGCAUCUGACCAAAGUGACUGGCCUCAGUACCAGAGAGGUACGGAAAUGGUUCAGUGACCGGCGCUACCACUGCCGGAAUCUGAAGGGCUCCAGACCCAUGAUGCCCAGUGACCACGGCACUGUCAUCAUGGACUCCACCCCAGAGGUGCCCUUUGCCCCACCGUCCAAGGCCCCUGAGGCAACCUGCAUCCCUACAGCGGCCACACUAGUAACCUACCCUUCUGUCAAACGACAGUCCUGGCACCAGACCCCUGACUUCACACCAACCAAAUACAAAGAAAGAGCCCCCGAGCAGCUCAGAAUCCUGGAAAGCAGUUUUGCACAAAACCCCCUUCCUCUUGAUGAGGAACUGGACCGCCUGAGAAGUGAAACGAAAAUGACCAGAAGAGAAAUUGACAGCUGGUUUUCAGAGAGACGGAAAAAAGUGAAUGCUGAGGAGACCAAGAAGGCUGAUAACACCUCUCAGGAGGAAGAGGAGGCCGCUGAGGAUGAGGGUGGGGAGGAGGAUCCAUUCAGUGACCUGAGGGUUGCCGGUGAAAACGGCUCCUUGGAAGUGUCGAGCAGCCACUCCCUGGCAGAGCGCAAAGUCAGCCCCAUCAAAAUUAACCUCAAGAACCUGCGGGUCACAGAGGCCAAUGGCAAGAACGAGCUCCCAGGGCUGGGCGCCUGUGAGUCCGAGGAUGAUGGAGCGAGCAAGCUGGCAGAGCAGCCCCCAGGCAAGGUCAGCUACAGAAAGACAGCCCAGCAGCGGCACUUGCUGCGGCAGCUGUUUGUCCAUACCCAGUGGCCCAGCAACCAGGACUAUGACUCCAUCAUGGCCCAGACAGGUCUGCCGCGGUCGGAGGUGGUGCGUUGGUUCGGGGACAGCAGGUACGCCCUGAAGAACGGCCAGCUCAAGUGGUACGAAGACUACAAGCGGGGCAACUUCCCUCCAGGGCUGCUGGUCAUAGCCCCCGGCAACCGGGAGCUGCUGCAAGACUAUUACAUGAUGCACAAGAUGCUGUAUGAGGAGGAUCUGCAGAGCCUCUGCGACAAGACCCAGAUGAACUCGCAGCAGGUCAAGCAGUGGUUUGCUGAGAAAAUGGGCGAGGAGACCCGGGCUGUGGCGGACACGGGCAGUGAGGACCAGGGCCUCAGCGCCGGGGAGCCUGCAGCAGUUCACAAAGGGAUGGGUGACACCUAUUCAGAGGUGUCCGAGAGCAGUGAGUCGUGGGAGCCCAGUGCCCCUGAGGCCAGCUCAGAGCCCUUCGACACCUCGAGUCCCCAGGCUGGACUUCAGCUAGGUGCUUUUGCACAUACCCUCCGACUGGGGAGUGGGAGGAGCAGCCUGCCAGAAGACACUGCACAUGGAGGUAAGUGGUCCCCAAAGCCAGUGACACCAUGGCUUGGCCAGUACCAGGCUGCCUUGGGGGCUGUACGAGGAGUGACUGACGUGGAGGUGACAGCGUGUGUCUUUUCUUCAGAAAUAGACUGAAUGUGAACCGAUUACUGUGAAGGGCUGGCCAGUCUGGGAUGCUGCCUGCUGCACGGAAGGGCCAGACCUGACCCUGCUGCCUGCUGCUGUUCCCAGGCCCGGACGCUGGCCAUCCGAGAGCGUGUCCAUGGCCUCGCAGCCAGCCCAGAGCCCGCCAGCCACCACCACCAUCGGCCUACCAUCACCGAGCAAGCGGGAGAACAGGAUUCUUGUCAGUUCUUCCUCCCACAAUGUAGGACCUUUCCUCUGCCUUCCAAAAUAGUUCAGAAUUCAUAUUCAUAAACACAGAAUCAACUUUUUAAGAUAUACAUCCGCUUAUACACAUUUAAUAAAACAUCAGAUUAUAAACACUUUCAUUACAUAGAAACUGUGAUUAGCAAACAGCACAUUGUCUUUUACGUCAUCUCUGAAAAUGCCCUGUGACUGUUCUCUGGGGAUUGCUGGAGCCACACCUCCCCCCUAUCCCGCACUCUGGUGGUGCAAGUUUAUUGCACUCAGAGCUAUGUCCAGAGCCCCUGUGGCCCUGCUUUGUUUUUCGUUCCUCAAGGAAUGCAGCACUUUUGAAGAGACCUCUCCAUGCUGGGCAGUAGCCAGCAGUGUUUUAUGCCAGGCUUGCCUUGCCAUGUGGAACAAUUGGUACAGAACCCGCCGUCACCCUCAGUUUAAAAAUUAGACUGGUGAUUUGAUUAGUGUCUGAUGCUUACUGCUUUCCUGAGUUGGUUUAGUAAUUCUGCUUUUUCAUGGGAGUGUGAAUCAUGGACCCUAAUUUUUCAGUUAUCAGAUUAACUAAAGAAACAUUUGUUGUUAAGCCUCACAUACUGACCUAUGUACCUGCCUUUUUUUCCCACCCCCAUCUAGCCACUUUGAGAACGAGAGGAAAAUUGAAAAAGGAAAUGGGAAGGGGGCAAAUGAAGGUGUAUAACCAUGGCCUGUAGUUUUGGCCACUACCUUUUUCAGAGCACUUUAUCCACACUCAAUUUAAAGUCUCACAUGGCUCGUGAAGGAAGAACCAUGCUUGCCUGGUAGCAGAAGUGAGGACUGAAGGGAUCCGGGGACUGCAGAGUUAUCAGAGACGGGGUGCCUCCAGCACAAAGACCCACAUGUGGGGAUUCCUGACAAAGUACCGAAACUGCCCCUGCCCUUCCGUGCCAAGGGCCCAGCUGGUGUGCUGGGCUGCACUAGACAUCACUGUGAAGAUGUUCUUAAAUGUUCCAUCUUCACAUCCCCAAACUUGGAAACACGAUCUCUAUCUACUUUAGCCUGAACCCUCAUAUCCAUUUUUGAAUUGAGAAAAUCACAUGAAAAGGUGCCUUCGAAACACGGGAAAAUGUGCUUGCUAAGCUGUAGAGACUAUAAAUCCCUCCUCUCCCGAGACUGGUUCUCUGAGAGCAGCAGGUAGUGUGGGGGCAGCAGAAGACGCAUCACCUGUCACUCCUCUCGCCCCCUUAGAAACCACCUGGUUCC